UCGUGCUGCGGGGUAGAAGACGUGCGGCGCGCGCGCCCGGUGAUCGUUUACUAGUCACUGAUAUGACUGCACAUUAAGUCCUUAUAGUUUACGUAUUUGUUUUAAUACUUUUUGUAAUAUUUGUUGGUAUAAUGACGCCAACUAACGGAGACACGGCGGCGCCCCGCGUCGUGGUGUUGGACGGGGGCUUCUCGACUCAGCUGUCCUGCCACGUCGGCCACGUGAUAGACGGGGAUCCGCUGUGGAGCGCGCGCUUCCUGCACACACACCCUGCGGAGGUCGUCAACACGCAUCUUGACUUCCUGAGAGCGGGCGCGAAUUUAAUCAUAACAAACACAUACCAGGCAUCGAUCGACGGGUUCGUCCAGCAUCUGAACGUCACGGCAGAACAGGCGCGGGACCUCAUACGUCGCGCCGUCGACUUGGCCAAGCAGGCACGCGACUUGUACUUAGAGGAAUUUGAACCUUAUGAUCAAAGUGAUACGCCACUGAUAGUGGGUUCCGUGGGUCCGUACGGCGCCCACCUGCACGACGGCUCGGAGUACGACGGCAGCUACGCCGACAACACCACAGUUGAAACAAUGCGAGAGUGGCACCGGCCUCGUAUCCAGGCGCUGGUGGAGGCUGGAGUAGACCUUCUGGCGCUGGAGACCAUCCCCUGCCAGGAGGAGGCGGAGAUGCUGUGCGAGCUGCUGAGGGACUACCCCAAUAUCAAAGCCUGGCUCUCCUUCAGCUGCAAAGACAACCAAAGUAUAGCUCACGGAGAGAGUUUUCAAAAGGUCGCCAAGAAAUGCUGGGAGGCGAACCCCGAGCAGCUGGUGGCCGUGGGCGUGAACUGCUGCGCGCCAUCCUUCGUCUCCAACCUGAUGAAGGGGUUCAACGACGACCGGCCCCACGACCCCAUACCGCUCAUCGUCUACCCCAACUCGGGAGAGAAAUAUAAUCCUCAGAUCGGUUGGAUCGACCGCGACAAGUGCGAGCCGGUGGAGGUGUUCAUCCAGGAGUGGCUGGAUCUGGGCGUGCGGUACGUCGGCGGCUGCUGCAGGACCUACGCCGCGGACGUCUCCAGAAUACGCAACCAGGUCAACUGCUGGCGCGACCGCUGGCGCUUCAAACACACCACCAACGCGUAGACAUUCCUGAGCCUGUAGCCAAGAUUUUUUCUUUAUCGCUUCCUUAUAGAAUCGCUGAUCAAAAUGUAUGGAAUUGUCAUAAGCGUUCGUUAAUAUGCAGUUGACGUUCGACUCGUCUAAUGUCAAUUCCAUACAUUAUGAUCGGCGAUUCUAUAAAGAAGCGAUCAAGAAAAGUCUUGGCUAGCGGAUCUGGCUAUUCAUUUCACUGUGAACGUAAACAAAUCAACGAGGAGACGAAUGGCAAAACGAUUCAUAAUGUUGGUCCAUAGACUAAAGACUAGUAUACACAAAAGACUUGUGAAUGUAAUGUGCAAGUUUUUUUUUUUUGUAUGAUGUUGAAAUAAUAAGUACUUAGGUAUAGCAUAUUAUGAAAAAUGUCGUGAAAAAGAUUUGGGUGAAACAUAGGUACCUACCUAGGUUUGUUUACGAUCUCAGUAAAGUAAAUUGACAAGAACUGUAGACUGAAAAAGAUGUGUAGUACAAGACUUUUACACACGCCAUAAAACCCAAAGUAAGUAACAAUGUAGGUAAGAUUGAAAAUAUAUUUUUUGUUAUUUUACUGUAAAUUGUAAUGUUUGAUAAAAUAUUUUACCUAUGUUACCUAUUGUUGCGCACAGAGGCAAAAAUAUUAAUUAUGUUAUUUUUA
Messenger RNA from Aricia agestis (brown argus), 1779 nucleotides. RefSeq names its product homocysteine S-methyltransferase-like. NCBI's taxonomy places the organism in Eukaryota, Metazoa, Arthropoda, Insecta, Lepidoptera, Lycaenidae. Gene Ontology annotation, molecular function: S-adenosylmethionine-homocysteine S-methyltransferase activity; zinc ion binding. The record is from RefSeq and is a predicted model, not a curated record. Gene Ontology annotation, biological process: S-methylmethionine cycle. The transcript is spliced from 8 exons. The coding region runs from base 132 to 1133 and encodes 333 amino acids.